AGUGCUGUGAAAAAGGGGGUUUAUUAAGGGAAGAAAAAGUGAUUUUCAUAAAAAUUUAAGUGUGUGAGACGCAGUUCAGGAUAAUAAAAACCCAAAGCCAAGCAAAAAGAACUAACAAACAUGCCCGUCGUGGUCGAGGGAAGCUUUCAACAAUCGACCGGAGCAUCCUCUCGGGCAAUGCCUUCCACCACACCCAGGACGCUGUCGCCGGACGCUUCAGAAGCUGCCUCAAUUGCUAUGAUAGAAGUGUCGGGCUCAUCGAUAGCUGAAGGGCCAGCCCACAACCAUCAACAUCAUCAGGACGAUGCGUCGGACGCGCUCGUCGGCGACAGCACGUUCAUUAACGGAUGCGCCUCAGCGAACGGUGCGGACCUGCUCCAUCCCUGGAACGGUACCGUACCCGACCUGUCGAGGUCUCCGUCGGUGGGUGACACCUUUGUAUCGGCGGCUGCCUCCUCCGACAUGCCGUACCCAUCGUCGUUCGCCGACAGUACGACCGAUUCCGACUCCGGCCCGGAGGAGGAGGAAGCCGACCUGCCAGUAGAGGCUGACCCGUUUGCGUACAUCACAACCGCUACCAUUACGCUCAGCUCCGGUGGCAGUACGGCCGGCAUGUUUCCGGCCAUGGUGGGACACGGUGCCACUGUCAAUCUUGGACCGUCGGGCACGAAUGCACUUGCGGCACCGGUCGGAAGCGAAAGACUGCUGCAACGCUCGGGAGCAUUGGAGGGUCCGGAUGGAGCAUCACCAUCGUCGUCGUCGUCGUCGUCGUCUUCCUCCUCGGGCAAAACGUCGAUUUCCAUGUCGAUCGCAUCGGUUGGCGAUGACUCGACGGAACGGGAGCUGAACGAGUCGCCCGUUAGCGUGCAGAUUGUGCCGGAGAAAAAAGGACUCUUCCUCAAGCACUCGGAGUAUGAGAUCAAGCUGAAGGGCAUCGAGAAGACGGUCCGCCGCCGGUACAAAGAUUUCGUCACACUCCAUCGCUAUCUGGCGGAGAAGUAUCCAUAUCGACUCCUUCCAGCACUGCCACCGAAGCAGCUGAUGCUGGACUCGCUCCUGGAAGAACGGCGGCGCGGUUUGCAGACCUGGCUGAUCAUCGUGUCGCUCCACCCGGUACUGGGCAGCUCCCCAAUCGUAAGCACCUUCCUGCGCGACACCACCACCGACCACCAAUACCGGCUGCGCGUGACGUACGAGAAGCAGAUGGACGAGCUGGUACGGCUACGGCCGGACGCAACUCUGCCGGAGGUAGACCUGGACACACUGGCCGAAUCGCGUACCCGCCUGCACCGUGUGCAGUGCACCAUGGGACGGUUGAAGCAACUGUUCGAUCGACGCCUGGGCCAUAACCGACGUCAAACAGGCGAGUGUGCCGAAAUCGAACGCAUUCUGCAGAGUCCCGAUCUGCGCGACGCAUUCAACGAGGACGCAACGUUUGAGGAUCUGUCCGCGAGUGAGCGGCUGAUUGCGAAGCAGGUUGAGCGCUAUGUGCAGGUGCAGCAGCGUGCCGUUACCGAACGGUUGGACGUACUGCUGGAGGUGUUGCAUGCGCACAGUCAACUAUGCGAACGGAUCGAAAAAGGCAUCGUAGCUGAUCAGCAGAGAACGAUGACAGGAAAGUCCCCGGGAGCAAAUGCAGGAAACAGUCGAGUGAAAGUCAAAGCUCAUUCGAUGAAUCAAACCGGUAUUAUGACGCAACAAAAUGAAGGGAAUGGCUCUGCGUUCGAAGCAACUCAACUCGCGCGUCGUUCUGCGUUUGCGUUCAGCUGUGCCCAGGCAGAAACGCUGCUGGCGGAGCGCUAUCUGCAGUCGUUGCCUUCGAUACUACUGUCCUACGCGCACGAGGAGCAACAGCAUCAUCAGAAGAUGUCGAAGAUAUGGCAUCGGUUAGUGGUCAGCGAGUCUAGCCGGCUCGACUAAACAGCCACCAAGGGCUUGCGUGAGGAGAUCGUGAAAAUGAGUACAGGAAAUGGCAGGGAAAGGCUAUCAAUUAGUACGGGAAAUGUUUGUUAAGAGGUUGCUGAAUUUCGAUUAGUGAUACGUAGAGUAUACAGUGUUAUAAAAGAGUGGUGUCAUCAGAUAGUAGCGUACGUAUGAACUUUGAUAAGAAUAGAAUUUAGAUAAUUCAAAUGGAUUGGCUACUUUCUUAGGAACUUAUGAUUCACUUGAGUUUUUGUUCAUAUUCUCA
Messenger RNA from Anopheles merus, 2188 nucleotides. Its product is annotated as sorting nexin-8-like. The record is from RefSeq and is a predicted model, not a curated record. Gene Ontology annotation, biological process: retrograde transport, endosome to Golgi. NCBI's taxonomy places the organism in Eukaryota, Metazoa, Arthropoda, Insecta, Diptera, Culicidae. The coding region runs from base 121 to 1920 and encodes 599 amino acids. The transcript has 7 exons. Gene Ontology annotation, molecular function: phosphatidylinositol binding.